Podospora anserina S mat+ is the source of this 456-nucleotide messenger RNA. RefSeq lists its product as uncharacterized. Bases 1 to 456 code for a protein of 151 amino acids. Lineage: Eukaryota; Fungi; Ascomycota; Sordariomycetes; Sordariales; Podosporaceae. The record is from RefSeq and is a predicted model, not a curated record. The transcript has a single exon.
AUGGAGGUGGUCAAGGAGGCGGUGGCGGUAAAUCAUGACAACAGCGAUGAUCACGACUGGGGUGAAGAUGGGGGCAGUGACCGCCUCCUUCGCAACCGAGAGCCUGCCAGCUUAUCCAGGUUACUCUCGGUCCUAAUCACCAGACGAUCGCCGGCGCCAUUCAAUCCUUUCGGAGAUAAAGGCAAGAUGGCGAGCAAUUCUACGAGAAGCUGGAAUGGACACUUUUGGUUCUUGAUCAAGGGUCCCGGCAGGGGUAACGAGGAGGUGGAGGCUGUGGCUGAUGUUGUGGAGGAUCUGAUUGGGAUUGUUGGGGCCCAGAGGGAGAAUCUGAAGACGGGAGAGGGGUUUUUGUCGUGGAUGUUGUCAAAGGAGUUGAGUGAGAGGAACAAGCUGGCUAAGAGGGUUGAGAGGAGGAGGGUUAGGUUCGGGAGGGUGAGUAGACGGGUGAAGGGGUAG